This is a messenger RNA of Manduca sexta (tobacco hornworm), 1911 nucleotides long. RefSeq lists its product as uncharacterized. The record is from RefSeq and is a predicted model, not a curated record. The transcript has 7 exons. Lineage: Eukaryota; Metazoa; Arthropoda; Insecta; Lepidoptera; Sphingidae. Bases 141 to 1574 code for a protein of 477 amino acids. Gene Ontology annotation, cellular component: cytoplasmic vesicle membrane.
CUCAGUCGGUUGCUCGCUGCCUUGCGGGAAACAGAUGGCGCUGGGAGAUGGCGUGUGUUAAAUGUAAUUCAAUUUUGCCGCAAUCAACGUGUGCACAUUGCACAUUAGCUCUGUUUAAUAAAUGAUGUGAAAUAUCCUCGAUGCCGUACAAGAUCGCGCUAUUGGUCUCAAUAAUGAUUUUCGCAUUUUACGCUUUGUGUAUGCUCGGAUUUUUAAUUGUCAAUCAACCUACACCUUGUGCGAGCCAAACGCCGUGUCCUGAAGGCGAGCCAUGUCCAGCGUCGUGCUGUGACCCAGCGACUUCACCCUCGCGGGACCCCGACGAAACUAUCAAGGAGUAUGGUUACCCUUGGUACGCCCAAUGGCCGGUGCUCUUUCUACUGGGCACGUUGGGCGGCAUCCUGUUCUGCUGCAUCUGGUGCCUGCUGUACAAGAGGUCUGGUCAGGUGUUCAUGUGUUCGUUCGCGUGUUGCGUGCGCCGGCCAGCCUCGGAACGUGACUCUGCGGGCUCCGUGUACCCGCCGCCGCGAUACAGUCGAUGCGGCUCCUUCCAUCAGGCGCCCCCGCCUUAUUCUGAAGUGACAUCCAAACCAGACUUGUACCCCCUGGUGAUCACGUACGGAGACAAUGACGCCAAGUCCGGGGGCAAUUACCUUAUGGUACACUACUUCAGGAACUACGUGAUAAGAGCACCAGGCUCUUUAUCAGCGACGAGUACUGCAGAAUCUCUCAAUUCCAGCUUCAUAUGCAACGCAGCAAAUGAGGCAAAUUCGAUCAUACCGCCACCGUACUCAUGCGCGAGCAACUACGAGGAGUGCGGUGCGGUGGGGUGCGGGAGAUCGCUGCUACGCUCCCUGUCCUCACUGACGGAGCCCCGGGAGACGAGGGAGCCGCGCGAACCGAGGGACUCACGUGCCAUCGCCCUGCGCCGCGCCCCCGACAACGCGCCCAUCCGACAUCGCGAAGCGCCCACCACUUUUCGAGAAAAUCUGAUCACAUCACCGGUCCAGCCGCUUGACCCUUCAUAUGACCUCGAAUUGGAACUGAUAGACUGCGAGAUGUACUGCGAUGGAGGCUGCAAACCGCGGCUAGGUUCUUCGCCGCCGGUACAUCGCUCGCCAUCCAACGCAGAGGAAAUUCUGUUGGAACACGAGCCCUAUGGCUUGCGGCAUUUAUUCGCCUGCCCUUCACCAGAAGUUCCUGGUACCUGCGAGUCGCCACCCCAGCCAACCAGUCCUACCCAGACUUCACGCGACUCCACACUCCGUAGGCCAAGUGACGAUCGUCGUCACCGGCGUAUAGAAUGUGCCAAGAAAACACCGAAAGCGAGAAAAUCGAGCUUAUACAUGCCACUUUCUGUGGCAUACCCAGUUAGGACUUCGCGGAUCUCGCCUGGAGCACGUGCUUCUUCGCGUUCCGCCCCCGCUACUCCUUGCAGUUCUCUUGUGCCCAAUAUCCUCACGUUCACCCAGAGGGUAUCCGCAUCAAGGCACAGCUCAAGGUCGUCGAGACUAGAAGAAGAAAAGGACCCCUUACUAACCGAGACGGAAAUACACACCGACCACAAGUUUUAGACUUACAGUUACAGUUGGAGGGUGACCAGUGGAUGACACAGCUUUUCCUAAUAAAUUCCCUGAAGCAUGUUCUUUAAUGUAUAAAUACUGAUUUAAUGAAAAUAGUCUGAAGGAAGUAACGGCCUAUACUCUCGGAACCCCAGCCAUCUAAUAGCCAAAGUGUCGGUGAACACCACAGUGUAAAUGUUGUGAUUAUUUGUGCUCAUUAUAAGGUAGAGCAGCAAUUAAAUAGUUAGUGUAAAUGUUAUUCAAUUAUAUUGCCAUUAAGAAAAGAGCUUGUUGGACCAUUGUUCACUUGCCUUCUAAUAAUAAAAAUAAAUGAAAAUUAAUAUGUAAA